Molecule: messenger RNA, 1113 nt
Organism: Coffea eugenioides
Lineage: Eukaryota; Viridiplantae; Streptophyta; Magnoliopsida; Gentianales; Rubiaceae
Exons: 7
Coding region: 1-1113 (370 amino acids)
Source: RefSeq, a predicted model, not a curated record
AUGCUGAGUUUAUGUGAUGCUUCAAACAAUACCCCCAUCAAGUCCAUCAAGAGCCAAGAUGGUGAUAUCAUUGAUUGUAUUCAUAUUUAUGAUCAACCAGCAUUUGACCAUCCUUUGCUGAAAAAUCAUACCAUUCUGAUGAGGCCUAGUUUUCAUCCAAACUCAGAGCUACUCAAUCCUCAUAGCCAAGAGAAUACAAAUUCAAUUACUCAGUCGUGGCAGUUGAGUGGGAAAUGUCCGGAUAAUACUAUUCCAAUUUUGAGAAACCAAAACGCAAGAAAAACCAAGAAAUACGUGAUGAAGCAGAACGAAACUGUUUCCCAGUCUUCUUCAGAUGAUGAUAUGAAGUCUCUUGACCCAUACACUCAUGAGUAUGCAAUUGCAUAUGUUCAAGGUGACAAGUAUCAUGGAGCAAAGGCAACAAUAAACGUUUGGCAACCCUACGUUCAGAACAGAAUUGAAUUUAGCUUAUCUCAGAUUUGGGUUGUUGGAGGUCAUGAUUCGACUAUCAACACCGUUGAAGCUGGUUGGACGGUAGACCCUAGUGUAUUUGGAGAUAACAAACCAAGACUUUUCACUUAUUGGACUAGAGAUCAUUAUGGAUCCACUGGAUGCUACAACAUGUUUUGCCCUGGCUUUGUUCAAACCAGCACAAAAAUUGCCUUGGGGGCCAACAUUUCCCCUGUUUCAACCUACCAUGGUCCUCAAUUCGACAUCAGCCUAUAUAUAGUGAAGGACGAACAAUUUGCUGUGUGGUGGUUGCAACUAGGGAAUGACGUAGUUGGUUACUGGCCUACCUCCUUGUUUACAAACCUAGCUGACAGUGCUUCAACGAUCCAAUGGGGCGGAGAGGUGAUAAAUCUUAAACCAAAUGGGCAGCACACCACAACUCAAAUGGGCAGUGGCCAUUUUCCUGAAGAAGGGUUUAAAGGGGCAAGUUACUUCAAGAAUCUUCAAGUAGUUGAUGUAUCGAAGACUUUGAGGAGUCCUGGUACCCUUUACACUUUCGCUGCGAACUCAAAUUACUAUAGGAUAUUACUCGAGAAGAGCAGCGAUGCAUGGGGAAAUUACUUUUACUAUGGCGGACCAGGAAGAAAUGCUAAUUGUCCAUGA